Molecule: messenger RNA, 2235 nt
Organism: Lodderomyces oxycetoniae
Lineage: Eukaryota; Fungi; Ascomycota; Pichiomycetes; Serinales; Debaryomycetaceae
Exons: 1
Coding region: 1-2235 (744 amino acids)
Biological process (GO): endosome organization; aggrephagy; mitophagy
Cellular component (GO): aggresome; amphisome
Molecular function (GO): zinc ion binding; K63-linked polyubiquitin modification-dependent protein binding; protein kinase C binding
Source: RefSeq, a predicted model, not a curated record
AUGAGUAACAAAAGUCAACUUAUUGCCAUCAAGGUCACUAUUGAAAAGGUCCAGAAUGGUCAUCACUCUAGUGCUAAAGAGAAAACCAUUUACGCAAAGAAGGAUUCAUUUUUGAAAAUCAGGUCAAAGGAAUCUUUAACCACUUUUUUGAAUACCGAAUUGCAUGACAUUUUACCACAACUGCUUCAAUUUAUUAAAUAUACUAGAAAGUCAAAGAAGUAUAGGGACUAUAUACCUUUGAAAAAUGAAGAGGAUUUCAAGUCGCUUGCAAGAAGUUUGAAGGUUAAAAAUCACGUGAAAUUGAAAGUUGAAGAUUACUCUCUGGCCGCAACAAUGGAAACAAGCUUCCCUGAGUUUGGCUUGAAGAAAAAAAUUGCCGAUGAUAUCUCGAAAUUUGGAGACGCGUUAAUUGAGAUAGCAUUUGAGCAUUUCAAGGAACUUUUUGGAAAAUCUUUUGAUCCUCCUACUACUAAUUCUAAUACAGCUGUAUUUGGUGCUGCAACAGGAAUUUCCUCAGAUGAAUCAUUGGAUGAAAAGAGUUUUUCUGCCCGCUCUAACACAGCCGCGGCAGAAAACACUGAUGCGCGAAGGGAUUUGGAUUUGGAUUCGGAUAUGGAUUUAAAUUUGGCAGUACACCCCAACAUCUGUUGUGACCAUUGUUCUCCUUUGGAAUUCAAUCCAAUCAAGGGAACUAGAUAUUGUUGUUUAGUUUGUGAAAAUUACGAUUUGUGUUCCAAAUGUGAAGCGGAACAGCAAUCUAAGAGGUUGCGGUAUGGAAAACACUCAUAUGACCACCCAAUGUGCAGGGUCCCAGUACCAACUCCAUUUUUCAAGUCUCCUUCACUUUUUGCAAGGUGCGCACUGGGUAAUGAAAAUGCAUGUAGGUUUGCCUACUCCAAAACAAAUGACAUAAUCUAUGACGUUCCCUUGAAUCAAUGUAAUACAAAGAAUAGAGACAAAUUGUCGGAAUGGUUAAACCUGAAAGGUAUUGAAGGAUUUAUUGCAGAGGUAGACCAACAUAUAGACAAAAGCCAACGUUAUGAUGAGAUUUUGAUGGCAUUGGCUGGUCGUAAAGAUAUAGGUGACAUUGAAAAGAAGCACAAACUAAUCAUGGAUUUAGUUAAGGAGUGGUUGUCGUCGAAUGAAACUAAAUGCAACACUGAGGAUUCAAACUUGCAGGUCAAUGGCUCUAAUCCCGAAGAAAGUAAGGUGAUUGCAAAAUUUUCUAGAAUAGAUAUUUUAGCUGGAAAGAUGAUAUUGAAGUUGGUCAAUAGGUCAGACAAAACCAUUGUAGGAGGAGAUUUGAAAUUUGAAUUGUGUGACUCGACACAUGAUGAGCUUACAUUUGUUAAAAAUGCAAGUGAUCUCAAACCAGGCCAAAUAAAAUUUUACAAGUUAGGUAAAGUCCCCGUUGAUUUUGGCGAUAAAGAUGCCACAUUUAGAAUCCAUAACCCUGAAUUGAUUUUGGAAGGUGUUUUUGAGUGCGAUACUGACAUCAUGCUCUCAGUUCGCAAUAACACUGGAAACAUCAAGAAAGAGAAGGAAAAAGAGAAACAAUGCGCCACAUUAUCAAUUUCUGAGACAAAUGAUCAUACACCACCAUUAAUAACUGCGGCCAUUAGCAUGACUGUGAAGUCGAAGCUCUUAAUUCACCUUGAUGUAUUUAAUCAAUCCAAUGUCACAAUUGAUUCGGAGGAUUUACAAAUCCAAGUACUUGAUAACAACGGUAGAAUAAUGCUGAAGGCUGUUAUUCAAGACUCCAAGGGCAUUGCCAGCGGCAAGACUGCUAAAUACAACCUUACUUUGCAGAAUCAUAUUUUGAAGUAUCCUAUUCAAUUGAUCUUUGAAACCAAGAAACAGAUUGCAAAUUGUGUAUUCACUGAAGAAACAUCAGACGCAAUCUUAACCUUCCAUGAUAAGACAACAACAGACGCAGAUUUAUCAGUAACAUCACAAACAUUUGCACAAGCCCCAACCAGCGAAACUGACAAUAUCUCAUACAAUGAAAACACAGUUUCCUCGGCUUCACUCUCUGGAAGUGCUUCUUUCCACUCAAUAGUUUUGCCAUCUUUGCCCCGCGAAAGCAAAGAGGUGAAGAAAAUCGACACCCAGCAAGAAGAACUUGACAAAUUACAUCAACCUCAAGAAGACGACUACGACAUGUUGGAUACAGAUGACGAGUCGCCAGAUUCCGAUUAUGAAAUUCUUUCUAUCCAUACUUCGCGUUCAGUUUGA